This is a messenger RNA of Aspergillus novofumigatus IBT 16806, 282 nucleotides long. Its product is annotated as DUF2945 domain-containing protein. The record is from RefSeq and is a predicted model, not a curated record. Lineage: Eukaryota; Fungi; Ascomycota; Eurotiomycetes; Eurotiales; Aspergillaceae. The transcript has 3 exons. The coding region runs from base 1 to 282 and encodes 93 amino acids.
AUGGGCUGUGGCGCGACAAUCCUACAACGAUACGGGGCUUUCAACUAUAGCUUCAACACGGACGAAGUUCAUGAUAAGCACGGACAGAUCAUUUCUCCCGGCGACCACAUCUUUGUCAAAAUUCGUGGAGGCCGACAUGAAGGCGAGGUUGAUAAGAUCGUCAGAACCGAGGGAGAAGCUGAACAGGAGGGAGUGAAACAUCCACCUAAGGUCGUGUUCCAUGAUCAACGCGGAAAAAAGGUUGCGCAUAACCCAGGCACCUUGGAAAAGGUCGACGGUUGA